AGCCCAACCUGAAGGUUCGUCCAGCCCAAGUUGUUGCCAAGCCCGGCCCAAUAAGAUUGUUUUCGAGUUUCCUUCCCAAAAUCUGUUAUUACUGUUACGACUCGGGUCGGGGGUUAGGGUUUAAGGGGCAGCCAUGGAGGCGAAGAAGCUCCUCAAGGACAGGAAGUUCUGGUUCGCUUCCUCCCUCAUCGCCUGGGCUGCAGCUCUUCAGGGGCACAUGAUGUGGAUGCAGAAGCAGGACUCCUUCAAGCAGAAGUUCGGAACCCUAGAGCAAAGCGACGAUCGGCAAGACUAAUUCAAAAUUCUUGUGAGAUAGCAAAAAUGUAUUUAUUGUUGUUCAAUCUAUUAACUUUGAGACGUAAAGCAUGCGAUGGUUGCUCGUGAAACUGAUCGAUUCUGUGUUUUGAGAAAUCCGAUUUUAUAUUUCCAAAAUUUCCUUGUUUUGUUAUCUACAUGUGAAUUAAUUGUAUAAUUUUUUAAUUUGAUUAGUAACUGAACUGUGAUUAUAACAA
Malania oleifera is the source of this 512-nucleotide messenger RNA. RefSeq lists its product as uncharacterized. NCBI's taxonomy places the organism in Eukaryota, Viridiplantae, Streptophyta, Magnoliopsida, Santalales, Ximeniaceae. Bases 134 to 295 code for a protein of 53 amino acids. The transcript is spliced from 2 exons. The record is from RefSeq and is a predicted model, not a curated record.